GAUGACAGAAUUUUCAUUUCUGGAUAACUUUAAUAAUAAAUUGAAGAUUUUUAUUACGCUAAUAAUCAUAAAUUGAUGAUAAAUUCGUGCUUACUGCUCAACUUUUUGGGAUAAGCUAUAUUUAAGUGCUUUUAGUUGUAACACAACAUUGAUUGUGUGAAGUAACGUAGAUCCCUAACGAAAGCGCACAAUACUAGCAAGAUUUGAAAAAAAGAAGGAAAACUACUAGCUGUUAGAAGUGUAAUCAGUAAGAAGUUUAGUUUGGGUUAUUUGGUGACUAAAUGUGUAAAGGAGAGCUGCACAAGCGUGUCUUUGUGAUGUAAAGUCAUGUGAUGUCAUCCUUCUCAUGCUCCUCACUGUAUAAUGGGGAACUGCGAUGCCACUGCACGAGCGCUGCUUGAGGGUCUAAUAAUGUUCCAGUCCAGGACAUGUGGAUCAACAACCCACCAUCAAACAAGGAGCAUCACCGCUGUCGAGCGGGUUCAGUGACCUCUGCAUGUGUCUUGAAUUCUCUGUCGGGUCUUGAGGUAAGACAGGUACAGCAGGCUGAUCUCGCGCUGUGAGGCCUGAAUACAGAAUGCGACAAUUAUGCGGCCUCCUCUUCACACUUUUAUUUGCUGAGACAGUUGCUGAAAAAAAGUACUGUUGGUAUUUCGAAGGAGAUUAUCCAGUAUACUUCAUAUGCAAGACAUAUGAGGACUGCUGUGGAACACAAUGCUGUGUUCGAGCCCUUUCUGGUCAGAGAAUAUGGUAUUUCUGGCUGUUGCUGAUAAUUGGAAUUCUGUGCUGCUGCAGUACUGGGUACUUCAUUCGCAGACGUGUCCACCCUUACCCUCCACCUGGGGAACCUGAUUUUAACGUGGCCUUCACCAGACACCCCAUCAUAUCUCCAGGACUGCAUCAGGCUGGCUUUCACAGUUAUGGAGACUCAGAGACUGCAGUCAUUUCCACCGUCUACCCAGUGCAGACCCACCCCGGUCACGUGACUGCAGUGUAUUCAGCCCUGCCGUCCUACUACAGCCAGCCUCCUCCUUCCUAUGAUCAGGUCAUGCAGGGCUCGCAGAAGAAAUAAACAGAAGAACACAGUGUCCUGAGCAACAACGCUACAGAUCCUCAGUGACUUUUUGGUACUCAAACUUAAAGUCUGUGAGGUGAAAGGAAGAAAGAAAAAAGAAAGAAACUGAAGAAGCUCAAAAACUCAGGCAUCACUGGAGGAAACAAACUUACAAACUGGAGUAAGAGUACAAAAACAAAAAUAUAGAGACAUUGAAAUGCCUCCAUCUUUCUAUCAGCAUAAAAGACCGAGUCAGAGGUAAUAGUAGAUCUGUGUAACAAGAGCCUGCUUAUGUGUUAUAAUUUUACUAAAUUGUUAAAAAUCUUUAAAAAAGAGUGCUCUAAAAGUAUCAAACAUUUUAUUUCUUCACUUAUUGACUAUGAAAAUGUCAUUGACUGAAAUCUACUUCAUGGUACAUUUAUUUUUUUAACAAACAGAUCACCCAUAACCCCAAUAAAGUUGGUUUUUUAAAAGUUA
Molecule: messenger RNA, 1531 nt
Organism: Megalobrama amblycephala (Wuchang bream)
Lineage: Eukaryota; Metazoa; Chordata; Actinopteri; Cypriniformes; Xenocyprididae
Gene: vopp1a
Exons: 5
Coding region: 578-1072 (164 amino acids)
Cellular component (GO): cytoplasmic vesicle membrane
Source: RefSeq, a predicted model, not a curated record